AUGGUAGAGUUUGACUUCGACGAUAUAACUCCUGUUAAACUUAACGAGGAAGAACCUCAGUUGUGUCAGAUAUUGUACGAUGAUGAGUACAAAGAGACAAUGGGGUUGAUGCUAGCAUUAAUGCAGAAAGACGAACAUUCAGAAAGGGCGUUGUGGGUUACGGAAAAAGGGAUCGAGUUAUUGGCAUCGCAUUACACCAUUUGGAAUUAUAGGUAUACUAUUUUGACAAGGCUAAAUAAGGACUUUUACGAAGAAUUAGACUGGUGUGAACAAAUAGCCCUCGAAAACGAAAAGAACUACCAGAUAUGGAAUUACAGACAAUUGAUAAUCGAGAAGAUCAUAAGUGAUGGGGGCGAUAAGAAAUUUAAUCCCCAUCGCGAGUUUCCCAUAAUGAAUGCUAUGCUCCAAGAAGAUACUAAGAAUCACCAUGUAUGGUCAUAUCGGAAGUGGUUGGUUGAACGGUUCGAAUUAUACCACGACGAAAAAGAAUUGCAAUUUGAUGACCAGAGUAUAGAGAAUGACUUGAGAAACAACUCGGCGUGGACGCAUAGGUUUUUUCUCAAAUUCAGCCCCGAGAGUGGCAGCAAUAAUGACAUCGCCUACCGGGCAAUGGUCGACAAGGAAAUCGAAUUCACCAAAAGGAAAAUCUGCCAAUGUCCCCAGAACCCAUCCACAUGGAACUACUUGUUUGGCAUUUACAGGAGACUUGACAAAGAUGUCAAUGAAUUAUAUGAAUUUUGCUUGACGUUUGCCAACGUACAAGAAUCACAAGACGUGGAGAUGGUUAUUACCAGUACGUACGCCUUAGAGAUGUUAGCAACCAUAUACCAGCGCCGUAAGGAGCCUGUGUUGGCUGCAAAGGUGUAUGAUCUCCUUUCUACCACUUACGACCCAAUAAGAGCCAACUACUGGAACUACGAAAAAGGAAGGAUAGCCGUAUAA
Molecule: messenger RNA, 942 nt
Organism: Debaryomyces hansenii CBS767
Lineage: Eukaryota; Fungi; Ascomycota; Pichiomycetes; Serinales; Debaryomycetaceae
Gene: RAM2
Product: bifunctional protein farnesyltransferase/protein geranylgeranyltransferase
Exons: 1
Coding region: 1-942 (313 amino acids)
Biological process (GO): protein geranylgeranylation; protein farnesylation
Cellular component (GO): cytoplasm; protein farnesyltransferase complex; CAAX-protein geranylgeranyltransferase complex
Molecular function (GO): CAAX-protein geranylgeranyltransferase activity; protein farnesyltransferase activity
Source: RefSeq, a predicted model, not a curated record